AUGUGGACUUUUCAAUGGCAAUGCAUACAUCUUUUCCUUAUAUACAAUACCGUGCCACGCUUCGUCGCGAACUGGCCAUUAUUGAAUUCGUCCGGGGUACAAUUAGCAGGUAUCUUUUACGAGGAUUCGAACACCACAGAAUCGACAUCAUGGUCUCGCCAGUGUCGCGCAAUGUUCAAAUCGGCGAUAGUACUGGCUCAGAAAUACAAUAUAACUGUUAACGGGCAUUUUAUUGGCUGGCAGACGAUUAGGAGUGAUGGCAAUUCGAUAAAUACUUUGAGCAGUACUUGCCGACUAGUGCCGAAUUCAAGCAUUGUUGGUAUUGUCGGUCCUCCUUUUUCAAGAGAAUCUCAUUUUAUGGCUCCGUUUGCUGCUCAACUUCGUAUUCCUAUGGUGUCCUAUGCUUCGACUGAUCCUGAUCUGUCCGAUCGACGGACAUAUCCCAGUUUCUAUCGUACGCUUCCUGCAGACACGGCGGCCGCGCUAGCAAUAGCUAAACUUUUUGACCUGUACAAUUGGACGUCAUGUAUUAUCAUCUAUCAAAAUGAUGCAUUUGGAUUGGGUGGAACAAAAGCAAUCAGCGACACGUUUGAGAAGAAUAAUUUAACCGUGGCAGAAAUGAUAGUAUUCGAUACUAUGACACGUUCUAUUAAAGGUGACUUAAGAGCUCUUUUAAUGAGCAGCUCAACACGAUUAGUCAUACUGUGGGCUGAUUCAGGCUAUUCAGCUUCUAUCUUAGAACUUGCCUUACGCGCUGAUGUGCUCGGUCCACAAUUCAUGUGGAUAUUGAGUACGAAUAUUCCUUUGAAUUCUUUUCUGCCUACAUGGCAGGAACAAUUGAGUGGUAUGCUCACCCUCGAGCCGGUGGUGGGAGGUCUUGCUUAUGGACUCAUCAAUAAAACCUUACUCAACGAAGCAUAUGAGAUAUGGAAAACGUAUGAGCCUGAAUCGUUUCCAGAAUCGAAAAACGUUGAUUAUUAUGCUCUCUUUGCCUUCGAUGCAACUUGGACGCUGAUUCAAGCAUUGAGUCAUCUUUGUUCAACAACUACUCCAUGUGUUUCAUUGUUUAAUAGCUCAUACUGUUUUGAUCGACAGUUAAUCAACUCAAGCUCAUUGUUUGAUAUCAUUGAUUCAAAUACAUUUCUUGGUGUAUCCGGUCCAAUAGCAUUCAGCGCAAACACAACUGAUCGUGUCAACGGCACCUACUAUAUAGUGAAAAAUGUGCAGAGUUCUUCUAAUAUUCUAAGUUAUGUUCCAGUGCUCGUCUCAUCAGAGACAGGUGAAUGGACAGCUAAUGGACGGAUGAGCUCGAUUAUAUGGCCUGGUAAAUCAACCGUACCUCCUACUGGUUAUGCAUCAAUUUCAGGUUUAGUUCUACAAAUUGCUGUUAUCGAGGCAGUACCGUUUACAAAAUGUACAGCGACCACUGAUGACUAUGGACAAACAGCUCAGAAAAUAGUCGGAUAUAUUCCUGAUCUUAUAAAACAGUUAGAAAAAGCAAUGGGAUUCAUUUCAAAUAUAACGUGUUUACCAUCAAAUCAGAGUUACAAUGCACUUAUUAAUGCCGUUGCAAAUGGCGCUUAUGAUAUGGUUGUUGGUGAUGUGACAAUCUAUGCUGAUCGACGAAAAUUAGUUACUUUCUCCGCCGGAAUUUUUGAUAAUUCAUUACGAAUUAUCACACGUAUUGCACCCGUCGAACCAGUCAAUUAUUGGUCUUUCCUACGACCGUUUUCAUUUCAUCUUUGGAUAAUCAUCAUAUGCGUUAUUGUCUGGUCGGCUAUUUUAAUAUUUUUAUUUGAAGGCCGUCGCAAUCGAACAAUGAAACGUAAAUCUCUCAUUCAUCAAUUUGAAUUAAGUAUGUAUUACGCGUUUGGAACUCUUGUUGGAUAUAAUUGGGAUUAUCGUAUCAGGACGCCUAUGAGUCGAUUAGUAACUGGUGCUAUAUACAUUCUCAGUUUUGUUCUAGUAGCGCAAUAUCAAGCGAAUCUGACGUCUGAUUUAACAGUAGCUAAGACAAAUAACAUCAUUUCUGGUAUUGAGGACUUGAAAAACGGAAAAGUGGCACCUGGACGGAUAGGUAUCCGUACGAAUACGGCUAUUGAAACCUUUUAUUUACGAGAAGUAUCCGGUGGUAGUCGAGAUUUUUAUCCAUUACGCACAAAGGCUGAAACCUUUCAGAAACUCUUGACUAAUGUAAUCGACGUAGCUUUGAUGGAUAGUGGCGUGUCAGAGUAUUUCGCUGGGAAUGUUUACUGCAAUUUAACAUUAGUUGGCGCGCCUGCUGAUUACAGUCAGUUUGGAAUUGUUACUCAAAAGAACUGGAUUUAUCAACAAAUUUUAGACGUAAAUAUCCUAUCAUUGCGAGAAUCGGGUGUAUUAGAUAGUUUGAAAACGAAAUGGUUUCAAGCCAGCUAUUGUUCGAAUACAUCGUCGAUACUAGUUGAUCAGCUGUCGAUUGGAACAAUGGCUGGUGUAUUUAUCAUAUUCGGAAGUAUAAGUAUUCUGGCAUUAUUAUUAUUUAUGUGCCAAAACAUGGUAAUCGUCAAGUACUAUCUCUCUGGAUUAGUCAAGAAAUCUAUUUAUUUCAUACGUCGUACCGUUCGACCCAGUACUAAGCGUGAUAUUCUUCGAACUCCUGCUCUUUAUUCAGUUCCUCGUAGUUCUUCGAACAGUUCAAUUGCCAGCCACAACACUAAAUUUUGA
Molecule: messenger RNA, 2703 nt
Organism: Adineta ricciae
Lineage: Eukaryota; Metazoa; Rotifera; Eurotatoria; Adinetida; Adinetidae
Source: the annotation of a GenBank genome assembly